Anopheles gambiae (African malaria mosquito) is the source of this 5887-nucleotide messenger RNA. Its product is annotated as (E3-independent) E2 ubiquitin-conjugating enzyme UBE2O. The transcript has 5 exons. The record is from RefSeq and is a predicted model, not a curated record. Lineage: Eukaryota; Metazoa; Arthropoda; Insecta; Diptera; Culicidae. Bases 458 to 4606 code for a protein of 1382 amino acids.
ACUGACUGCAAUCCUUUUUAGCAGCCCAUUGUCAGUGUUUUCCUUCCACAAUUUUCCAUUAAAAAAAAAACAGAGUGCGUUUGACGUUUGGAGCAGAAGGAGAUACACUCGAUUUUUAUUGCUGGUGAAACUAGCGAACAAGUACGCCGUGAAGCACAUGACAGGAUAUCCGAAAUAUGUGCCCAGACUUCCAGAGCUCUUGGUGUGCCGAAAUUAGUGGUGUGUUAAAAUUGUAGACCGUUUCUGUCCGUUGGAAAUCCGCGAAAGUCCUAGGUCCACGAAACAAUAGUUGCGUGUGCGUAUGACUAGUGUGUAUGUGUGUGUGUGUGUGAGCUGUGUAAACAAGAAGAGUUUUUCAUCAUUGCUUUUCCACGGUAGCCAGUAGUGCCAUUAGCGCCCGCCCUGCACAUUCACCAUUGAUACGACGUCGCGUGGUGUUGCGCCCAGUGAUAACACAAUGGAGAAAGUGAAGAGCGCGGAACGGGCAGCCAUCAUCAAAAGCCGCCCCAGCCCUAACGAGCAGAAAGCGGUCGCUGCCAACGCCGGGGGCCCAGGAUUGAACAGUGACGGAGCGCCUGCCCUUCGAUUGCGACCAUCGCAGCUAUAUCAUACGCAGCACGGUCAGCAAACGGUGGCCACGGGGCCACUUGCGUCCGAUCGGAAAGUUCAUACCAACACCACCACCACCACCGCCGUAACACAGCAGCAGCAGCAGCAAGAUCGUGUGGAACACGAAAAAGUGAACGACAAAGGAGGAAGGAACGACCGCAGUGAAGAGCGAAUGGUGGAGGAGCAGGAGGAUGAAGAGCAGGAAAAUCAAUACUUUUACGAGGAUGAAAUAUUUUGUCUCACCCCCAAAAACGGUCACGUCAAGUUCGGCCUGGUGCUCGACAACUACGACGAGAGCGACGAAGAAACGACGGAGGAGGACGCACCGAAGCGGGGCGAAAUCCGUGCCUGCUGGCAUCCGGACGGCCGUGAGGAAAUCAUCAAACAGCGCAAGGUGGGGCUAGCGGACAGGACGCUGAUGCCGGGCGAUGUGGUGCGCCGAAUGGUACCGGGCCGGGACACGCAGCGCGGUUACUGUCACGAGAUAACGGUGCGGGCCGAUUUACGCAUCAUCGGCACCAAGUACGUCGUGCGUAAUGUGGCCUCCGACCGGCUUAGGCCGUUGCUCUCCAUGCCCAAGGACAGUGCCGUGUGUCUAGAUUCGUGGGUAGGCAGCACAAAACACAUCAACGAGAAGCUGGUCCUUAAAUCGUCCUGCGGCUCACUGGUGGAGGUGUGUCCCGCCAGCGACCUGGGCAUGUUUCGCGAUCACAAUAUGCGCUUCCGGCGCGGAUUCUUUGCCGAACCACUGUUCUACCCCGGCCAGCAGCUGGUGGGGCUGAUGAGCGAGCUGGCCAACGGCAAGUGGCUCACGACGUCGAACGAGAUGAAGCUGUCGCGGAAGAACUACAUGCUCGAGCGCAAGUUCACCGUCCAGUCGGUGGAACUUCAGGGCGUUUCCGUGCACUGGCAGUGCAAGGUGUCGAGCGAAGACCUGGAGCAGAAGCUGUCCGAGGGCGGGAGUUUGCAGCAACCGCCCGAGUACAUUACCGGCGAGGAUUUGAAGCGCCUGAAGAAGCUGAACCUGUUCGAAUCGUGCAUGCUGCAGAUAAACGAUAAAAACUAUCUCAAGCUCGAAGACACGGACAUUAUCGGCUCGAAGCAGGCGUGGCGCAAAGACAUGACCAGCAAGUACCGCGAGCAGCUGCUGCAAGAGAGCAAAGCGAAAGCGAAACCAACCAGCAAAGCGAUCAGCGGCGGAGAGGAGGAAAAGAAAGGCGGAAAAGGAACGAAAUCGGGCAGCGCGGGUUCGAAGCUGUCGGCGCGCAGUGCCGGGAAAGAGAACGGGGCUCAGAAAGUGUCCACAAAGCUCACGAGCGUGGACAGUGAUGAAGGAUGGGAAACGGACGAGGAGGGUGAGCAUUCGGACGGGGCAGCUUCGUCGUGCUCGGCCACGUCGAAAACUAGCCCGCGCAAGUCGCCCCUGCUUGCGAAGCGUGUGCGCAAGCUGAAACGCCGUCAGUUGGCGGCCGAGUUUGCGGGCGAUCGAUUUCCAGCGGCCGGCGAUGAGGUGGUCACCGAAGCGCUGGUCGUGUACAGCACUGCCACCGUCGUUUGGCAGGAUGGUACGAUCGAGCCAAACAUUCCGUCUACCGAGCUGCGGCCGAUCCACCAUCUGGACGAUCAUGAGUUUUUCCCGGGCGACUUCGUGCUGGCGGGCAAUACGGAUCCGGCCAAAAAUCCUUCCUUCCGGGACUACGGUGUCAUACAGGACGUUGACCAUCACGGGCGAACGGCGCGCGUCAAGUGGUUCAGCACGUACACGUGCACGUCCGAGCCGCAGCCGUCGUACAACGGGGAGUCCGAGGUCAGCGUGUACGAUCUGAAGGACCAUCCGGACUUCCAGUACCGCCCCGGCACGAUCGUGAUACGCGUGGCGAACUUUACCGGCGAGGAAGGCGCUUCCACCGCCGGCCAGGUGUUGGACAACUAUCCCAACGGUAUGGUGAAGGUGUGGUGGGUGGACGGGUUCGUUAGCAUGUGCUGGCCGCAGGACAUCUUCGAGGUGGGGCAGUACGAUUCGGAGAACAACUUCUGGGGCAGCGUGGCCGACUCGGACGCGGAGUCGUGGGAAACGGAGGCCGAAUCGUGCCACUUCGGCGACGCGGAACCGGGCUCCCCGUCGUCGGUGGUGCUGAAGCCGCAGCUAACGGCCAACCUGGAGCGGGCUCGGGUGGCCAUUGCGCGGCUCGAGGAACUGUUCAACAUUAAUCCGCACCUGCAGAACCAGGAAAUCAUGAAGAAGCUGAUGCUGGUGUACAAAAAGUGUCGCUUUCUGGAUCGGCUGAUGAACACGAGCUUCUUCCACGAGCGCCACUUUAUGGGGCUGGUGGAGCGGGUGCGCAAGUCGAACAAUCAAACCACGGUCGAGCGCAUGCAGGACCAGAAGAACCGGCUGUUCAACCAGAGUGCGUCCGGGUCGAAAACGUCCACACCGACGGCCGGUACGCCGGAGUCGGUAAGGCCAUCGCUGCAGCAGCGCGCCCUCUUCAGCCCGAGCACACCGACCAGCCCGGCCGUGAGCAGUCCGGCCGGGCGGCUGGAGGAAAACGACAAUGCGAACUAUAACGUCGGCAUCGCGAACAUGGAGCUGGACUACGUGAACAACAUGUGCAUGAAGAUGAACGAGAAUGCGGACGAUGUCGAUCUGAACAACACCAGCUCCGUGUUUGAUCUGGCCACCGGUGGUGGUGGUGGUGUGGGAGCGGAGUCAGAUAAACCAGACCAGGAGGAUCGAGAAACGGGCGAGCAGCUGGCGCGGGAGUGCGUUUCCGCUCGGCUGUGUUCGCUCAUCAAGGGCCAGCUGAUAAAGGUGCUGGAAGAGAUCAACGAACGCUACGGGCUGGAGGAUCCACUGAAGGAGAUCAUUUCGGUGGUGGAGCUGAAAACGCCAACCCUCGCCUCAAUGCCACCGUCAUGGACGCCCUCGCCGGUCGGAACGCCGGACAUUCCCGGUAGUGAGCCGGAUCCGCUGGCGUCCAGUUCGCCAGCCGUUGCAGGCGCGGACGCGGUACCAUCCUCACCGUCCAGCGUCCCGACCGAAAGCUUCCAGAUAAUCGAAUCGGCACCAACGUCCCACAAGUUCCAUCUCACCAUUUUCCAAACUAGCAACGCACAAAGCUUCUACAAAGCGGUACAGCGCGAACACUGGCUCCUGCGGACGGCUCUACCGCCGGGCGUGUGGGUGCGAACGUUCGAGGACCGGCUGGACUUGCUGAGCGUAAUGAUCGAAGGUCCGAAGAAAACCCCGUACGAGGAUGGGCUGUUUCUGUUCGACAUUCAGCUUGGGCUGGACUAUCCACGUGCCCCGCCGCUGUGUCAUUACAUCAGCUACUGCACCGAUCGGUUGAAUCCCAAUCUGUACGAAGAUGGCAAGGUGUGUGUGUCACUGCUCGGUACCUGGUCCGGCAGAGGGACGGAGGUUUGGGGCCCGACCAGCACGCUGUUGCAGGUGAUCGUUUCCAUACAGGGAUUGAUCCUUGUGGCGGAACCGUACUUCAAUGAAGCGGGCUAUGAAAAGCUACGGGGCUCACAGCAGGGCAAGGAAAAUUCGCGCAUGUACAACGAAAUGGUGCUACUAAAGCUGGUCCAGUCGAUGACGAAACUGAUGUCCAAUCCGCCGGAAGUAUUUCGCGAACAGAUUUUAACCCACUUCCACGCGUGCGGCCAGCGCAUGUACAGCCGGUUGAAAACGUGGAUGGAACUGUCCAAUGAUUGUAACCGGCAACCGAGCGCGUCCGAUCAAACCGGAACAGCAGCGAUCGACGUCAGCGCUGCUGCUACAUCCAUCCUUGCUUCCAGCGAACAAGAAGCUUCUAGUGCUACGGUUGACUACUCCUCGGAAGCCAGCGCUCGUGCGAUUCCGCAGCCGGAAUUUCCGCUCAUUCCCGCCAGCCGUGGUUUUUGCCUAACUCUCACCGGUCUGCUGGAAGGACUGCAAAAGCAGCUGCAGCAAUUAUCACCCCUACCGCAGCCAGCGCUUGCGGACGGCAAAUAACAAGCAGGAUCGGGAAAACGCGUGCACUGUUGCUUUUGGCGCUACGCGUCGGUAGGUUGUGUUGUUGCGGUGCCUCUAGUUUAUGCUGCUGCCAAGGCAGCAUAGCAAGCUAAAUUAUUCUACAUAACAAAAGAAAGGCACUACGAGAGGAGGAGGAGGGAUAGCUUUACUAGUUACAUCGUUGAGAGAAAAACAGGCAGUCGAUCGAACAAGAGGAAACGGCGCUGUUGUGAAGGUCGUUCCAAUGGGUCUACGCUUUCGGCAGUUUAUUAAAGGCACAACUAAUUUGCCCCAUUUGGUAUUCAUUAGCAUGGGUGAGAUUGUUAUUUUCACAAAAUUUUGUUUGCUUGCUUCCGGCACAUGUUUUAUUGCAUCUCAUCACACCGACUGAGCAAUAGAGUAGAACUGUUAUUUAUCAAUAACAUUGCUUAUUGGCAGGUUUGCUGCGAGCGACAUGCUAAAUGCAUCCAUGGUAAAGCCACUUCUGGUUUCUUGAUUACACGGUGUGUCUUUGUCGAGUUCUCAAAUUAGUAACAUUUAGUUCCUGUAUCGCACAUAUCAUCGCUUCCCAUUUGUUAGCCUUUAUAGUUAAUAUUAAUCGAAUCAUGAGCUUAUUUAUACCAGUCAUCUAGCUGUUAAAUACUUUUAAAUAUGUGAGCUAUUGCUAUUUGAUCGUUUUUUUUUUCGUAACUUGUAUUUUAAGAAUUACAUUUUGUUCCAGUGCUUUGCUCAGAUCAUGCUCCCGAACGUGCUCUGCCAAACGUGUUCCGUGCGUUUCUGUGCAUCGAGUUUUUUUUCGAUUCUUUUUGUUCCAGCCUAUGGAAGAAAACUGAACAGAAAAGAAAGCAAAACAUUCCAUACUAUAUAGCGUGCUGCAACAGAUAGCUAUUGCAAAAUAGAUGGCCUGUUUUGGAAGAAAGCACUAUAGAUGGUUGCUAAACAACAACAACAAACAACAAAGAGCAAGAAAAAGAUAAUAUGAAACACGAAAUCUCAUAAAAUGCUGUGCCUAUAAAUAAAUCAAUUACACAAUCCCUACAACAAAAAAACGUAUGAAACAAAUACGAAAGGAUGCUCAGACACACUAAAACACAUUACCAAAAAAGUCACGGAUAGAUGCCCGUUGAUAGCCGUUUUAAUCAUAGUGAGGAGCGAUACGAAAGUCACCAAAACGAAAACGAAAUCAAAAACCAAACUCUCCUAAACCUUACAAUCGUGUGUAGCGAAGAACAAUAACCUAGGUCCUAUUAAAACUAUUGCAAUGCACAACUCGCAAGCGAA